Molecule: messenger RNA, 1894 nt
Organism: Folsomia candida
Lineage: Eukaryota; Metazoa; Arthropoda; Collembola; Entomobryomorpha; Isotomidae
Product: aldehyde dehydrogenase family 3 member B1
Exons: 13
Coding region: 97-1632 (511 amino acids)
Biological process (GO): aldehyde metabolic process
Cellular component (GO): cytoplasm
Molecular function (GO): aldehyde dehydrogenase (NAD+) activity
Source: RefSeq, a predicted model, not a curated record
CCCGUUCACUCCUCGAGUGUGCAGAAAUCCUACUAAACUAAAGCCACUACACCGACUUGCUAAUAAUAGGUGUGCAUACGUGAAUAAGCAAGAAAAAUGCAAAAACCCGAGGAACAGGAAAAAUCCUACCAACAGAUGGUCAAAGACAUGCGGAAAGUGUUUCUGUCUGGAAAAACGAGGGAUAUGCAAUUCAGGAAAAGUCAAUUGCAACGACUCCUCGCCCUUGUCGAAGAAAAUUAUGACUCGUUGUACGAUGCCCUGUUUAAAGAUAUGCGGAAACCGUUGCACGAAGCCAUGCUGACGGAGCUCAUGUUUCUCAAAAGGGAUAUAAGACACACGGCAUGGAAUCUUAAAAAGUGGAGUCGACCCACAAAAGUCCCCAUGCACCUUACCACAGGCCCCGCGGAUUCAUUCAGCGUUAAUCAUGAUCCUCAUGGAGUGGUUCUUAUAAUUGCACCGUGGAACUACGUGCAUCUCGUUUUGUCUCCGCUUGUUGGAGCUAUUGCAGCAGGAAAUUGCGCAAUUCUCAAGCCCUCUGAGGUCAGCGUCAAUUGUGAAGCCGUUGUGGCAGAGCUGAUUCCGAAAUAUCUGGAUAAUGAUUGUUACAAGGUUGUAACAGGAGGACCGAGUGAGAUAACUGCACUGCUGAAGGAAAAGUUUGACUAUAUCUUCUACACUGGCUCCUUUCCCAUUGCGCAAAUUAUUCAUGCAGCUGCAAACAAGUACCUCACUCCAGUGACGUUGGAGCUGGGUGGAAAGUGUCCCGUCUAUGUGGAUGAUUCCGUCAACUACCACAUGACAGCACAACGGAUUCUGUGGGGAAAGUUUACCAACCUGGGUCAGACCUGCGUGGCUCCAGAUUACAUUAUGUGCAAUGAACAAGUGCAAACCAAGCUUGUUGAAGAGUUCAAAAAAGUACUGCUAGAGUUUUACGGAGAAAACAUGCAGGAGAAUACUGAUCUCGCCAGAAUUAUCAACGCUCGCCAUUGGAACCGUCUCAAAAUGUUGUUGAAGCGAUCGAAAGGAGAUGUUGUGAUUGGGGGCGACUUGGACGAGUAUGACUUAUGGAUUAGUCCCACUGUUAUUGUAAAUGUGGAAGAGACGGACUCGUUAAUGGAGGGAGAGUUGUUCGGCCCGUUGUUACCAAUUCUAAAUGUCAACUCCGCUGAUGAAGCUAUCGCAUUUAUCAACAAGCGAGACACUCCUCUCGCACUGUACUUGUACACAAGGAAAAGCGAUACUGUGAAAAAAUUUAAGAAUCUAACACAGAGCGGUGCUCUCGACAUCAAUGAUUGCAUUUAUCAUUGCUCAGUCUUUGAGAUACCGUUUGGAGGAAAAGGAGAAAGUGGAAUGGGACGAUAUCAUGGGAAAUGGAGCUACGAUACGUUCUCCUACGAUCGUGCAAUCUUGCACAGAAUGUUCGACCCAAUCGGAAAUAUUCAUUCAAUGACUCCGAGAUACCCGCCAUACACGCAAUUCAAGUACAAGCUUUUGUACAACGCUCUGAAGCACUUUGACCACCUGUACGUGGACCCCUUUAAAGCCGUCCCCUACUUUGUGGUAUUCCUGGCUGGAGCGAUUCUUGCAUUUUGUAUCAUGCACUUCAAACUCUACGAAUACUUGGGCUUGUAACUCCCAAGAGUGGGGAAAGUAAAUAACAAUCUAAUAGUGGUGUUAUCUAAUGAUGAAUUUGUUUAAUUUGAUCUCAUGUUUUUUCGAGUUGUACACAUAAAUUGUAAAUAUUGUCAUAAACUGUUAUAAUUAUUAUAAAAGUUACAAUACAUGUACCGACAUCACUUAAUGCUUGGCAUUCAUUCGUUGUUAGUCAACGGAAUAAAUUUCUUCUGCUUUAUACGUAAAAUACGUAAAAAUGGAUUAUAAAGUACUAAAAGUA